Populus nigra (black poplar) is the source of this 1600-nucleotide messenger RNA. Its product is annotated as protein WALLS ARE THIN 1-like. The record is from RefSeq and is a predicted model, not a curated record. The transcript has 6 exons. Gene Ontology annotation, molecular function: transmembrane transporter activity. Bases 131 to 1261 code for a protein of 376 amino acids. NCBI's taxonomy places the organism in Eukaryota, Viridiplantae, Streptophyta, Magnoliopsida, Malpighiales, Salicaceae. Gene Ontology annotation, cellular component: plasma membrane.
UUAGCCUUUUUGUGGGACACAUGAAUACCAAAUCAGAUCGACUUGUUCUCCAUCUCAAGGGGCAAGUAGGCACCUGCAACAAGUCUACAAGUACCGCAGUUAUAACACUGAUCUUAAUUUUUCUGCUUCAAUGGCAGCGCCUGGUACUUCUGCAUCCACUAAGAGGAUGUUUGCAGUGUCUGAAGGUGCCAGGCUGCACAUAGCCAUGACAAUCUUUCAGUUUGGUUAUGCAGGGAACCAUGUGAUCAUGAGAGCUGCACUUAACAUGGGUGUAAGCAAGCUUGUUUUCCCCAUUUAUAGGAAUAUUAUUGCUCUGGUUCUGCUGGUUCCCUUCGCUUAUUACAUAGAGAGGAAAGACAGGCCAACACUAACCCUUUCUCAUCUGAUACAGUUCUUCCUCCUUGGAUUUCUAGGGAUAACACUCAAUCAAGGAUUCUACCUUUUUGGUUUGGACAACACCUCACCUUCAUUUGCUUCUGCUACAGAGAACGCUGUGCCUGCUGUGACCUUUAUCUUGGCCACCUUACUCAGAUUAGAGCAAGUUCACCUGAACCGUAGAGAUGGCAUAGCCAAGGUGCUUGGUACUCUAACUUCCUUCAUUGGGGCUUCUGUCAUAACUCUUUAUAAGGGACCAACAAUAUAUAGCCAAAAUCCACCUUCAGACCAAUCAGAUUUGAUGUUUGCAUUAGGAGAUGCCAAGGAAAAGAACUGGGCCUCGGGUUGUAUCUGUUGUUUUGGCCAUUGCCUAUGUUGGGCGAGCUGGAUUGUGUUACAGGCAGUUGUCUUGAAGAAGUACCCAGCUCGGUUUUCAGUUUAUUCGUUUACUUGCUUCUUCAGUAUCUUGCAAUUUCUGGCAAUUGCAGGCUAUUUUGAGAGAGAUUCCCAGGCAUGGCAUGUUCACUCCGUUGGUGAACUCUUCACCAUUUUCUAUGCGGGGUUGGUUGUCUCAGGGAUUGGAUUUGCCAUACAAAUAUGGGUCAUACAGAGAGGUGGACCGGUGUUUGUUUCAGGCUAUCUGCCUCUACAGACCAUGCUCGUAGCUGUAAUGGCAUCUAUUGCUUUAAGUGAAGAAUUCUACUUGGGAGGAAUGAUUGGAGCAAUGCUAAUUAUAGCUGGGCUUUACCUAGUUGUUUGGGGAAAAAGCGAAGAGACCAAGCUUGCCACAGCAAAGGAUGCGGUCAUGUUAUCAUCUGACAACAGUCAGGCAAGAUUUCCAGGCAAAUCCUCUCUGGUCCAACCGUUACUUAACUCCGGGGAAUAAUGUGUUAAAAAGCAGUGAAGCACAAAUCCCUGAGGCAGCUUUCGGAACAGGGUUAUCAGCAGCUUUUGUAAAUGAACUGAUAAGUUAUGGACUCAUAAGAGAGUGAUUCAAUAUGGCAAAUACGGAACGAGCAAGUGACAUCAAAGGACAUUCAAUCACUGAGAAAGUCGGAUGCAAUUCAUUGAUGGACAAUUGACUGGUGCUGGAACAUUCUGCUGUGCAUGCAUGGCUCCACUAUCAAAGAUAUUACUGUUAAUGAAUCAAAGAUAAAGCCUUUAACCAAUCAGAUGUAACAUGACUUGAUUGAAUUCAUAGAGUAUAUAUUUUUUCCUUGAUCAA